Messenger RNA from Phoenix dactylifera (date palm), 1149 nucleotides. The record is from RefSeq and is a predicted model, not a curated record. NCBI's taxonomy places the organism in Eukaryota, Viridiplantae, Streptophyta, Magnoliopsida, Arecales, Arecaceae.
CUCGAACCCUCUUGCGCUCCGUCCUCGGCCGGUCGCCGGCGCUCCGAUCUCCGACGCACGGCGCUCUCUCCGACUGUUCUUACUCCGUCGAGGGCAUCUCCGACCCUCGGAUCUCCCGCGGAUCGAUCUCAUCUCCGGUUCUGAUAACUUGUAAAGGACUCAAUACUCAUAGGCCAUGGGAAACAUGAGGACAAGGACAACAAUACAGCAUAAUUAUCCCCACAUACAAUGAGCGCCUUAACAUUGCCAUCAUAAUCUACCUUGUCUUCAAGCAUCUUAAGGACACUUGUGGGCAAGUCACUCUCUGUCCAUGGUGUCAUGCAUGCACAGAAGCAACGACCUCAACAUGAUUGGGAUGUUGAUUUUGAAGUCAUAGUUGUGGAUGAUGGAAGUCCUGAUGGAACUCAAGAUGUCGUUAAACAAUUGCAGCAAGUGUAUGGGGAAGAUCGUAUUCUGUUAAGAGCAAGGCCAAGGAAGCUUGGUUUAGGAACUGCUUAUUAUCAUGGACUGAAGCAUGCAUCUGGGGAGUUUGUUAUAAUUAUGGAUGCAGAUCUUUCCCACCAUCCCAAAUACUUACUGAGCUUCAUCAGGAAACAAAAGGAAACUGGUGCAAAUAUCGUUACGGGGACCCGUUAUGUUAGAAAUGGUGGUGUGCAUGGAUGGAACCUUAUGCGCAAACUGACAAGUAGGGGAGCAAAUGUACUUGCACAGACACUUUUAUGGCCAGGCGUAUCAGAUUUGACUGGUUCCUUUAGGCUAUAUGAGCGGUCUGUUCUUGAAGAUGUGAUAAGCUCGUGCGUUAGUAAAGGUUAUGUCUUUCAGAUGGAGAUGAUUGUGAGAGCUUCGAGGAAAGGAUAUCACAUUUGAAGAGGUGCCCAUUACCUUCGUUGACAGAAUUUAUGGAAGUUCAAAACUCGGUGGAUCUGAAAUUGUUGAAUAUCUUAAAGGCCUUGUGUACCUACUAUUCACAACAUAGGGGGAAGUUGUGAGAUACUCUUCUUUGAUUUUUCAUCUAAAUCUUAUUUGGAAAACUCACCUUGUUUAAAAAUCAAAUGAGGCUUCUAAUACAUUUUUUUUGUUGGAAAGUGUCACUCACCGAACUUUUUCCUUGGGAUCUUUCCCAGUGAUUUCUAAGUUGAUAUUCAUGAA